Molecule: messenger RNA, 2642 nt
Organism: Andrographis paniculata
Lineage: Eukaryota; Viridiplantae; Streptophyta; Magnoliopsida; Lamiales; Acanthaceae
Product: phosphatidylinositol/phosphatidylcholine transfer protein SFH6-like
Exons: 14
Coding region: 567-2447 (626 amino acids)
Source: RefSeq, a predicted model, not a curated record
GUCGCUAUUUCUGUAAAUAAAUUAAUAAUAAUAAAAAAAAGUCCUUGUAGCAUAUUCUUCACCCACCGCCGGCGCGCUGCCGCCACGUGUCGCCGGCCCCACGAUGCUUGCAAUUCUAUUCUUCGGCGUUUGAUCUUUCUUUCGACUUCUCUGUCUUUGUCUAUCCCUCUGUGGGAAUUGCCGUCGCUCUAAAUUAUCCGGCGAUCCAUUCGACUUAUUUAUUUCAGCUAAUUUAUUGCUGUGUAUUUAUUGUUUUCGUUUCAUUUUCUUACCUUAUUUAUAUCAUCUGAAUUGAUUGCGCGUUCUGCUGCGGAUUUUAAUUCAUUUAUAGCGGUGUGAGCAAACCUGUGAUCCUUACCGUUUUGGGGUUUUAAAGCUCUGUUUUCGCUGCAAAUUAGGGUUUUUAUUUUUUCUGGAUCUGGACGAGUAUCCGAUAAUUUGCGCAUCGUUUUUGCUGAAAUUGAGUUUCGGGGCGUUUCAGUUGCGGAAAUUUGUUGAUGUGGGAUUGCUCGGUCGGCUGAUGCGUCGAUCAUCACUGUUUUGAAGCUGGUGAUCGGAAAUUGGAUAUGUCGGGACCAUUGGAUCGCCUUGCCAGGCCAUGCUUUGAGGGUGCAUGUGGUAGUGAUGAGAGAAGAGAAAGGAAGUCUGACUUUGAGAAUUCGGAGGAUGAAAGAAGGACAAGAAUAGGUACUUUGAAGAAGAAAGCACUCAAUGCAUCUUCGAAGUUCAAGCAUUCUCUCAAGAAGAAGAGCAAUAGAAGGAAAGGCGAGGGUAGAGUCAGUGCGGUUUCAAUUGAAGACAUCCGAGAUGCUGAGGAACUGCAAGCUGUUGAAUCAUUUCGACAAGCCCUGAUAUUGGAUGAGUUGCUUCCGGAGAAAUUUGAUGAUUAUCACAUGAUGUUGAGGUUUCUGAAAGCAAGGAAAUUUGAUAUAGAGAAGUCGAAGACCAUGUGGGCUGAUAUGAUUCAGUGGAGAAAAGACUUUGGUACUGACACUAUUGGUGAGGAUUUUGAAUUCCAAGAGUUGAAUGAGGUAUUGAAGUACUACCCCCAUGGCUAUCAUGGAGUUGAUAAAGAGGGAAGGCCAGUCUACAUUGAGAGGCUAGGGAAAGUCGAACCAAACAAACUCAUGCAAGUGACAACUAUUGAUCGCUAUGUGAAAUACCAUGUGAAAGAGUUCGAGAAAAGCUUUGCCAUUAAGUUUCCAGCUUGUACUAUUUCUGCAAAACGUCAUAUUGAUUCAAGCACAACAAUUUUGGAUGUCCAUGGCGUGGGUUUGAAAAACUUUACCAAGACUGCACGAGACCUUAUUACGCGACUCCAGAAGAUUGACGGUGACAACUACCCCGAAACUCUUCAUCAAAUGUUUAUCAUCAAUGCUGGUCCAGGCUUUCGACUGCUGUGGAAUACUGUGAAGAAUUUUAUUGAUCCCAGGACUGCCACUAAGAUUCAUGUUCUUGGAAAUAAAUACCAGAACAAGUUGCUUGAAAUUAUAGAUGCCAGUCAAUUACCCGAAUUCUUGGGAGGAACAUGCACAUGUGCUGAUCAAGGGGGUUGCCUUCGCUCAGAUAAAGGACCAUGGAAGAAUCCUGACAUUCUCAAGAUGGUGCUUAACGGUGAAGCACGCCGUGCCAGGCAGGUUGUUAAAAUUAUCAACAGUGAUGGGAAGGUUGUGUAUGCAAAGCCUCAUUGCCAAAUGCACUUAAAAGGAAGCGAUACAUCUACAGCAGAGUCUGGAUCUGAAGCAGAAGAUAUUGCUUCGCCAAAAACCACUAGGACUUAUUCCCACCUUCGCCUGACACCUGUGCGCGAGGAGGCUAAGGCUAUUGGAGCAGCUGGUUAUGCGGGGCACUUCUCGGGAUACGAUGAGUAUGUGCCUAUGGUUGACAAGGCUGUUGUUUCUGGAUGGAAGAAGCAAACUUCCCCUUUGAAUCUCGAUGUCUCCAAAGCUGUUUUUCCGCCACUCAAUUCUCCAAAGGCUGCAGAAGGAUUUUGUGCUAGACUGUUGGCUGCUUUUAUGGCCUUCUUCAUGACAGUUUACUUGUUUAUUUCUAAAUUAUCCGGCCAGGGGACCAAGAAACUUCCAGAUUCAUCGUCUCAGCACGACCAAGUUACCCAUGAAUUCUCUUUUGACAAAGUCCACAAAGAAGAGUUCAGACCUCCAUCCCCCACACCAUCUUUUACAGAAGCAGAAGUGCUGUCUUCGGUCCUGAAGAGGAUGGGCGAGCUCGAAGAGAAGAUCAAUAUUCUUCAAGCAAAGCCAUCAGAGAUGCCCUAUGAGAAAGAAGAACUUCUGAAUGCUGCUGUUUACCGCGUCGAUGCCCUAGAAGCAGAGCUGAUUGCUACCAAAAAGGCUUUGUACGAGGCUUUGAUGAAACAAGAGGAACUGCUUGCUUACAUUGACAGCCAAGAGAAUGCGAAAUUCCGGAAGAAGAAAUUUUGCUGGUGAAUUUGUCGUGCUUGGAGCAUUGUUGAUCUUCUUCUACCCCUUGCAUAUGAGGUUUACUGCUUCUGCUUCUUCUUCUUCAUGUUGAUGUAAAUUUCGCGGUUGAUUGAUGGUUCGAUAUUGUGUGAAACUACAAUGAAUAUAUAUAUGUCCUUUAAAAGAUAUGUUAUUGUUUCUUGAAGUGUUGUUUCCCUUUGA